Messenger RNA from Eupeodes corollae, 3011 nucleotides. It is a transcript of the gene pav, whose product is annotated as kinesin-like protein KIF23. Gene Ontology annotation, cellular component: nucleus; kinesin complex; microtubule. Gene Ontology annotation, molecular function: microtubule binding; ATP hydrolysis activity; ATP binding. Bases 128 to 2704 code for a protein of 858 amino acids. Lineage: Eukaryota; Metazoa; Arthropoda; Insecta; Diptera; Syrphidae. The record is from RefSeq and is a predicted model, not a curated record. The transcript has 6 exons. Gene Ontology annotation, biological process: microtubule-based movement.
AUUUCAAAAUAACUGAAUUGAUAUUGAGCACUGCAGCACAAACUAAAUGCAUUAAAAUAUAAACUAAAAAGAUUUCCCUUAAUAUUUCUUUACCUUUGUCCUUAAACUUAUUGCACAUUUAAACAAAAUGAUGAGAAAUACAGCAAGGACACCAGUUCGAGUACCAAGAACGCCACAAAUCCGACCGCAUUCUUCGGAAAAACAAAAGGACCCAGUAAAUGUAUUUUGCAGAGUUCGACCACUCCAAUCGGACGCAGAUCUUUCAUGCAUCCGCGUGAAAAAUCCCACCACAAUCGUCCUAACGCCGCCCGAAUUCACAUUGAACCACAAACAAACCACCCAAAAGGAGACCCAGUACAUAUUCAAACACGUAUUCGAGCCAACGUCAUCUCAGCGCGAUGUCUUCUCAGGGGUUGCUCAGCCGCUGGUGGAGAACUUGAUUCGUGGUAAGAAUAGUUUGUUGUUCACAUACGGUGUGACGGGAAGCGGGAAAACAUACACAAUGACCGGUGACACUCGUCAACGAGGAAUAAUGCCACGGUGCUUGGAUACACUAUUCCGUACCAUAUCGGACUUUCAAGCCAAGAAAUACAUCUUCAAGCCGGACCGGCUGAAUGGCUUUGAAAUUCUCUCCGAUGCCGACGCUAUGCUGGAGAGGGCCGCCGAGAUGAAUAUGCGGUUUGCCAAGGGAAAACGCAAGGAUUCUGAUCCGGAAAUUGCAUCACAAGCCUCUACAGAGCCGAGACCACUCAAUGGCCUCGAUGAGGACAACAUGUUUGCUGUCUUUGUCACCUAUAUCGAGGUGUACAACAACAGCGUCUACGAUUUGCUAGAUGAAGGCGGAAUUCAAAAAACAUUACAAAGUAAAAUAAUCCGUGAGGAUGCCAAUCAUAAUAUGUUUGUGCAUGGAGUAACAGAAAUAGAAAUAAAGUCCGUUGAUGAAGCAAUCGAAGCCUUCCAGACUGGCCAAAAGCGCAAACGCAUGGGACAUACAGUCCUCAAUGCCGAGUCCAGUCGGAGUCAUUCGGUAUUCAAUGUUAGAUUGGUGCAGGCACCUACAGAUAGUCAAGGUGAAACUGUGAUCCAGGACAAGCGAACAAUCACCGUGAGUCAGCUGUCGUUGGUCGAUUUGGCUGGAAGCGAGCGAUCGUCGCGCACUAAAAACACAGGACAACGCUUGCGAGAGGCAGGAAACAUAAAUAACUCCCUCAUGACUCUAAGGACAUGCUUAGAAUACUUGAGAGAAAACCAAACUACCUCCAAUCAGAAGAAAAUUCCAUACAGAGAUUCAAAAAUAACUCAUCUAUUUAAGAAUUACUUUGAUGGCGAAGGUCAAGUGUGUAUGAUUGUUUGUGUCAAUCCACGAGCAGAGGACUUUGAUGAGAAUUCACAAGUAAUGAAAUUCGCUGAAAUGACACAAGAAGUUCAAAUAGCCAGAGCCAUUCCGAUGAAACCGGAUUAUGGACUGACACCCGGUCGCAGGAAGGCUAAUAAGAUAUUUAAGAUUGCAGUUAAUAAUCUGAAUGACUUGGGUCAUACAGAUGCAAAGAAACUUGAAAUUGAUCUUGGCUUAGUCUACACCCUAGGACCGGGAUUUCCCGAUUAUAAAAUUGAUAGUCCCGAAGGUGAUUCAGCUGUUCAAGAACUUAUGCAAUAUCUUAUGCACCGUAUUGAGAAAAGAAAGAUUCUAUGUGCGGAUCUGGAGAAUCGAUGUGAUAACUUCAGAAUAAAUUUGGUGCAAGUUGAGAAGGAAAAUCUCUCUUUGAAAACAGAAUUGGCAUCAAUCAAAGCGGUCUACAAUAGCGAACGUGAGCGUGUUGUAGCACUCGAGAAUAAACUUCGUGUCCAUGAAAGUUCUAUCGAUAUUCUUAAUAAUAAAUUAAGCAAUCGAGAACGUCAGCUCGAUGAGUUACAAAGAAAACUUUCAGAAAAUCAAAAUCUUCUCUCGCAAAAAGAGCAAGAGAAGGAAAAACAAAAAAAGAAAUUCAAUUCAAAAAUGGCUGUCGAAGCGGAUAAGAAAAAUCGCGAAUUAGAGAUUAAGUUGCGAGAACAGCGCCAAAAACUUCAAGAGCGAAUGCGUAUCAAGGAUGAGAAACUGCGAUUGGUAUCGAAUAUUAUCAAAUCUGAUGACAUUCCUGGCCUGAUACGUUCUCAUAGUUCGGAGAAUUUAAGUGAAGUCAAUUCAGUGCCACCGCAACGGUCUCAAGCACCGACAAUUUCAACUAGGAGUGUGGAGACAAAUGCUACUCCAAAAACUUUCAAGGGUGUUCCAGUGGCUAACAAUCGACAUCGCCGAUCCCGUUCGGCUGGUGAAAAAUGGCUAGAGCAUCGAGCCGCUAAUCCAGUGCCUCUGGGCACAAUUCUGCAACCGUACUUACCAAACCGCAAAUCGAUCAAUAAGCUUCCCGAUGUGAAGGACCUCACUGGCAAGCCGACAAAAUAUUGCCUUGUUUCGCAACAAGCCGAUACCGAUGGGGAAGUCGAAACGAAACUCUAUAAGGGUAAUGUGAUUCCAACUUGUGCCGGAGGAGCACAGGUUGUGUUUGACGACGUGGAGUGCCUAAAGCAAAAAUCCCCGAUACCAUCACCCCAUAGGAAGAGACCAAGCAAUCUGGCCGCCGAAACCAGUAUGCAACCACACGAAGUUUCAUCGCGAUGCACAGUCGGCAUCGAGGGGCACACCAGUAAGCGAUCCAAGAUAUGAGAUGUUUUUCGUAUAAUCCCUAUAAUUUAUUGAUCUUUUAUAUCUUAUGUCUGUUCUUCUUUUUGGCGUAUCAUGUAAUUGUAUUACAGUAUUUUAAGAUGGAACCUCUGGUGAACGGACUAUUAACUUACCGUAAAAUUCUAUUCUGUUUUUUUUUUUUACUAACUUAAUUAAUAAUUUACGUUUCCUCCUCGAUACAUAUAUAUUUUUUUUAAUGAAUUGAAUAUGUUAAUAAUUAUAAGAACCACAUGACCUGAAUUAUAAAAAAAAGUUUAUGUUAAAAUUGAAGUUUUUUUGUUUGAUUUUU